Prosopis cineraria is the source of this 803-nucleotide messenger RNA. RefSeq names its product protein DMP6-like. Bases 124 to 750 code for a protein of 208 amino acids. The transcript has a single exon. Gene Ontology annotation, biological process: endomembrane system organization. NCBI's taxonomy places the organism in Eukaryota, Viridiplantae, Streptophyta, Magnoliopsida, Fabales, Fabaceae. The record is from RefSeq and is a predicted model, not a curated record.
UGGACUUCAUGUUUCUUGCAAGGCAUUACAAAGCUCCCAUACCUAUCCUCUUCUUAUAGAAACUGAUAUACGUCUCUUCAUCACUACUGCGAUCAAGCAUUCAAGCUGGUCAAGUUUUGAAAGAUGGAGAUUAGAAACCAUGUGGAUCACGACCACGACGAGGAGAAGAUGCCUCUGUUGCGAAACAAGGACGUGCCAGAAGCAGAACGAAACCUGAUUCAGAAAGCCAUUAGCCAGACAUUUCGGAGCACGGCUCACUUAGCCAAGCUUCUACCCACCGGCUCCGUGCUGGCGUUCCAGCUUCUGUCGCCGAUCUUCACCAACCUUGGAAACUGCGAUAACGUCGGCCGGUCCUUGACUGCUUUCCUCGUAUCUCUCUGCAGCGUGUCUUGUUUCCUCCUGAGCUUCACCGAUAGCUUUAGAGACAGCAAGGGAAACGUGUGUUACGGGUUCGCCACCGUGAGGGGCUUGUGGGUGAUCGACGGGUCCACCAGGCUUCCACCACAAGUUGCGGCCAAGUAUCGCCUGCGGUUUAUAGAUUUCGUGCACGCGUGCAUGUCGGUGCUGGUGUUUGGUGCGGUUGCUCUGUUUGAUCAGAAUGUAGUGAGUUGCUUCUUUCCGGCGCCGACAAAGGAGACGCAGGAGGUGUUGACGGCGUUGCCGGUGGGCAUUGGCGUGAUGGUUGGCAUGCUGUUUGUUGUUUUUCCGACUCAGAGGCAUGGGAUUGGCUUUCCCCUUUCCUCUACCUGACACUCCCUUCUUAAAAUAUUUUAUAUUUUUAAAUGAAAAGAGUAAUUAUUUAA